CAAGGGCCAUCUCAGAGCUUGGUCUUCAGCCAGACGACUCAAACCGCAAACAUGCUUCGCUCGUUAUGCAAGAACUCGUGCCGACGAGCAUUGACUGCUUCAGGAAAACGACCACUUGCUAUGUCUCAGAUGGCGCGGGAUCCGGGAUCUCCUCUCCUUAUUCGCCUGCAGCACACCGUUCCAGAGUCUGGAGUCCUUAACGCGGACGAAGACAGAGACGGACCCGUAGACGCUACGUCUGCAGAACCGGUAGCACCUGCAGUACCUGCUGAGAACAAGGAGUCUGGGAUCACCGGGGCUCUCCAAUCGCCCUCCAAGCAACAUCUGCCUGGCAAAACGGAAAGCACUCCACCCCAGAGCUCGUCGCAAUCCGAGGUGCAAACCACCAAGCUUUCAGAGAAGCCAUCCGCGAAGAAGGCAUCACCGUCCCAGACGAGAUCGAACAUGCGGAUGAAAAAGGAAAACUGGUUGCGCAAAGUCAUAGCUGGUAACGAAGAUCCUGAGGAAACGCGCAACGGCAGCCUGGACUCGUUGUCCAGGGGCGGGCCGGCAUUGACUAUCGGAGACUUCAGAUCAGCAGUGAGACUGGAGCAUACGGCAGAUGCGAUCCGGAUUUUUUGGUCCAUGGCAAAUGCUGGUGCGCUGACUGGCCUAGGAUGGCGAGAUUACGGCAAUCUCAUCAAGCUGAUUCGUGACACUAAUUAUCGCCCUAUGGACCAAAAGCCCGGCGAGCGGGGGGAAAAGGCGGCGCGCACUGUCACCGCCAUGGAAGGCAUUUUGGAGGUCAUGCAGCAGAACGGAGUUCUUUUCACGCCUGGAAUUUAUGCAACGAUGGCUUCCACAUACGCCAGAGCAGGUCGGGUCGAUAAGGUGCGGGAAGUUCUUGACAAGGCGGAAGCAAGGGGAUGGGUUGUGCAAUAUGCACAGGCAAUACUACUGAACGCGCGCGCCAAGGGCGAACCAAAAAUAGCAUUGGAGGAGCUUGAAAAGUCCCUGGAAGGCAUCCGAGAACCCGAUGAAAGUUUGACGGGCGUCUACAAUUCUUUGCUCCAACAAUUCUCCACAGAGAAGGACUCGGCGCGAUUCCAGCGAUGUCUGAAAUUGGGCCAAAAGUACAGAAUAGUGCCUAACGCCACCACAUACGACGUCCUUGUUCGGCAUUUCGCGGUGUACUCCCCAAACAUGGUCGAAGCGCUGGCCCUCAACGAGCAGAGAUUAAGACACGGUCUUCCGCGAUCCUCCAGAGCGUAUCAGUCCAUUAUCCACGGUUACCACAUCGCCAAAAAUCCGGCGAAAGUUAUCGAAUACUAUAGGGAAAUGGAAACCUACGACCUGCACCGGCACGUUAACGUUUACAACAAGGCCAUCGCCGCAAUGGGGCAGUUGCGUGACGCGCGCGGUGGAAUGGCCAUCUACCUGUCCCUCCUGCGUGCGAAAUCAACCAAGCCCAUUCGACCAACCUACGCUGCUCUCAGCACCGUCCUCGAGCUCUGGCCAACAUCCUUUCGCGAACACGUCACCGCCGCCGGAGGCGUCACGUCGAAGCUUCUCUACAGAGGGGUUAUAAAAGGCUUGGCCGACGCGAAAGCCGAUGCGCAAACCGCACGCAUCUGCAACGAAUACCGUGACCUGUGCAAGAAGCACCCGCAGACCUUCAGCUUGUCCACCGACCUCAUCAAGAUCGAGUUGAACAGUCUAUGCCGGCUGAAGAAGCAGGUCGAAGCUGAGGCGCUAUGGGAUGAACAUUUCAAAGGAAGAAGAAACAUGGAAGACGUGUUUGCGUACCGCGCGCUGUUCGUCCUGUACGCCCGCACUUCCAAUGCCGCCAUGGCGCGUAAGACGUUUGAAGAGUACAAAAGCCGAGGCCACGUACCUGACUUGUUCGUCUAUAACGGUCUCGUCCGAAGCGUGUGGAACCAGGCUGCCGACGCACCCAUGAACGACGAAUGUGUCGCGUACCUCCGCGAGGCGGCCAAGCUGGGGCUGAUCGACGAAGUCAACACGGUUUCGGAAACUGGCGCCGUGUGGAAGGGGACGGCGGUGGUGGGUAGGGGCGAUGUUGAACGGGGAUUCAGAAUAUUGAAGAGCGAUGAGAAGGUGGAUGUGCUGUCUCUGCCGAAAUGGACUGAGCUGAAUCUGGAAGAUUCAUUGGCGGGCCCUGCGGCAAGUUGGAAGACGGCCCAGGGCUUUCUGGUGACGGAGAAUGCGCCGGAUCCUCAGAAGGACGACAUAUUGUAGAGGUUGGAAGACCGUUGUCUACGUAGACGGCUCCUUCGAAAAUCGGAUCCAGAUGAGGCCCGUAGUUGUGGAACAGCGGCGUUUGUUUGGGAGAGGCCCGCCAGAGCUGACUGA
Messenger RNA from Fimicolochytrium jonesii, 2352 nucleotides. RefSeq lists its product as uncharacterized. The transcript has a single exon. The coding region runs from base 52 to 2238 and encodes 728 amino acids. Gene Ontology annotation, molecular function: protein binding. NCBI's taxonomy places the organism in Eukaryota, Fungi, Chytridiomycota, Chytridiomycetes, Spizellomycetales, Powellomycetaceae. The record is from RefSeq and is a predicted model, not a curated record.